Messenger RNA from Osmerus eperlanus (European smelt), 969 nucleotides. Its product is annotated as dynactin subunit 6-like. Gene Ontology annotation, molecular function: dynein complex binding. NCBI's taxonomy places the organism in Eukaryota, Metazoa, Chordata, Actinopteri, Osmeriformes, Osmeridae. Gene Ontology annotation, cellular component: dynactin complex. Bases 27 to 671 code for a protein of 214 amino acids. The record is from RefSeq and is a predicted model, not a curated record. Gene Ontology annotation, biological process: mitotic spindle organization. The transcript has 7 exons.
GCUGAACAUGUAAAUCCAGCUGACGCAUGCGUAGCACAAGCCUAGCUAAGAAUCUAAAUCGAUUAUCGAGAUGUAAACAGUCGAUAUUCAUCAUGGCUGAUAAACCAAAUGCCCAGAAAAGUGUGAAAAUAGCUGCUGGAGCGGUGGUAUGCGUUGAAAGCGAAAUAAAAGGAGAUGUUACUAUAGGCCCCAGAACUGUGGUUCACCCAAAAGCUCGCAUCAUCGCCGAGGCAGGACCCAUCAUCAUUGGAGAGGGCAAUCUGAUAGAGGAGCAAGCUGUUAUAAUUAACAGUUACCCAGAAAACAUCACUCCGGACACAGAGGGAGUGGAACCGAAAACUAUGACCAUUGGCAUCAACAACGUGUUUGAAGUUGGAUGCACAUCUCAAGCCUUGAAGAUUGGAGAUAACAAUGUAAUAGAAUCUAAAGCGGAGGUUGGCAGAAACGUGAUCCUGACCAGCGGCUGUAUUAUUGGCGCUUUCUGUCCUGUAAACACUUGUGAGGUCAUACCUGAAAACACAGUCAUCUAUGGCUCAGGAUGCAUGAGACGGGUUCAGACUGAGAGGCCCCAGCCCCAGACUCUUCAGCUGGAUUUCCUGAUGAAGAUCCUGCCCAACUACCACCACCUGAAGAAAACGGUCAAAAUGGCCGCCACACCAGUGAAAAACUGACCUCCCACACAAACUGAUAAACUAUGACUGAAUCAAAAUCUCCAAUCUAAACUUAACUUCUUAGAAUGUAUACGUUUCUACUUUCUACAGUGCUUAGCACUUCUGUAGCCAAUAUUUAUGCCGUAUGUCUGUCUGAAUUACAUUCAAUACGUGUUUUUAUACACUUGUAAUAAAAGAUGAUCUAAGAAAAAAAAAGUUGGUGGUACAGUUGGUUAUAGAUAUAUGGAUAUUCACUUGGAUGGAAUUAUGUACAAUAAUUAUUGUACAGUAAGCUAGGUGCAAUAAAAAUGGCUUAAGC